UCCAGUUCAUUUUUCCAUCUAACUUCGUCGGAGAAUGACUAAUUUGCACAGUUUUAGUAUUUGCAUGUUACAAAAACUUUAAAUUUAAACAUCGACGGAAAAAUUACAUCGCGAUUAGGGCAACAUAAAACGGCAACCAAAAUGAAGAAACAAUUUGCGAAAAUAAAAAUUGCUGCCGAGAAUCUUUCCAGAUCAAGCAAAUCGGAUUGCAAAGAUUCAGAACUGGAUACAAUAGAGCGGCAAGUGGAUAGAUAUCGUGAUACCAUUGAGAAAAUUGUGCGUAAAUUGCCAGCGUUGAGUAGUAGUGGUGGCGGCGGCAGCAAUGGUCAAGUAACCAGCGAGGAGCAGGAUAAGCGCAUCAAGAAGAAUAGCCACUACAAAAUAGCUCAAGCAUUGGACGAAUCGGCCAAGGAAUUGCCCAAGGAUAUGCCGCUUCAAAAAGUGCUUAACAAUUGUGGCGAACUGGAGAAGACAAUUGCCGAAUGCAUUAUCGAGAGCGAACUGGAGACAGAGGCCAAAGUUGUGAAACGUUUAAAAAACAUUUUGGAUAAGGAAAUACAAGAGAUCUCAACACUAAAACGUAAUGUCACACGCACAUUACAGGAAUACACCUCACUCAAGCGAAGUUAUGAGGCCGCUAUUCGUCUGGAUGAGCCGGCCAGCAAAGUGAACCAUAUUAAGAGCCAGCAGGAGGAGUGCGAAGUUAAAUUAGAAAAGGAGCGUGAUGCCUGGGCAGCACAAAUGUUGGAACUGAUAGCCAAAGAGGAUGAGAUUGUCAAUUGCAUUCGCGACUAUGUGCUAAACCAAAGAAACUAUCACGAGCGUGCCUUACAGCAUGUGAAUGCGUCGCUGGCCCGCAUUCAAGACACCAUUCAGGGUACAGAGAAAUCACGCUUUGGCACGUCCCUUAAAGAGCAUUUGGUGUCUACAAAUCGUGAGAUUUCCUACAUUGUAGAGCUUUGUUGUUGCUGCCUCCUCGAACAUAGCCUUGAGGAGGAGGGUCUUCUCCGUGUGGGUUGUGCCAGCACCAAACUAAGGCGGAUGAAGCAUGCUCUGGAAGCCCAGCAUGUUAAGACACCUUUGCCUUUGGACUAUCAAGAUCCACAUGUAAUUGGUUCCAUACUCAAAUUGUAUUUGAGGGAAUUACCAGAGCCAUUGUUGACCUAUAAUCUAUAUAAGGAUUUCAUACGAAUUGCUGAGCGGCAUAGCGAACAGGAGAGAAAAACGGAAAUUAAGGCCAUAUUAGGAAAACUACCCAAGGAGAACUAUGCCAAUCUGCGCUACCUCACCCGAUUCCUGGCACUUUUGCAGCAGCGAGCCGUUCAUAAUAAGAUGAGCUCCCAGAAUUUGGCGAUUGUCAUGUCACCAAAUAUGCUGUGGCCACGUCUGGACAAGAGCAGUAAUGCUGCGGCCGACUAUAUGGGUCAAGUGAAUAGCUCAUCGGCAGCGAAUAUUAUUGUCGAACUGCUAAUAAGCCAAUGGGAUUAUUUCUUUGAUGGCGAAGUUGACUUUUAUGUGACAUUGCAGAGAGGCAAACUAUUUGUGGAGGGAAAAAGCAAAUCAAAUUCCUCCAAUGAGCAUUUAGAUAGGCAUGACAACGAAGUUAUAGAAAGUCCGCGUUAUGGUACUCUGCGGCGCCAGAAGGCGAAUGCCCCCUCACCACCAAAUACAAAUGGUAGUAUGAGUAGUAGUAUGACGGCGGUGAGCUCCCAGUCGCAUCGUCCCCAUGCCAAGGAACUGUUUCCCCAGCAAGCACCCGUGCAGACAGAGAAGGAGAAGCCAGUCAAGCCACCUUUACCCAAUCUGCCACAGUUUCAGACACCAGCAGCAACAAACAACACAACGAACACUACUGCCGCCACUAGUACAGCACCAACAACAACAACAACACAGCUGGAGGCACUGCCUCCGCCUCCAUUAACACCCGCCAAGCCAGUGCCCAUGACUAGAACACAAUUCUUUGGUCUGGACAGUUUACCAUCACCCACAGCGGAUCGCAAGAGCACAGAUAGUAUUGGUAGCUUUAAAUUAAAACCAGAUGUACCCCUGAAACCCCAAUUGCCCAAACGUCCAGCCGUUCUGGGGGUUGGGUCCUCCGCUAAAACAGAAGGCAAAAGCGACGAUGAGGGCGGUAUUACCACACCCACUCAGGCCAGCAUCGAUAAUGGCAAUGGCAGUGUACGCUAUACAACGGAAAAGUUUAUGGAGAAACUAAAGCAAGAGAAUUGUGAUACGACGGCGAAUGGUGUGAAAGAAGAGAACAAUCAUAAUCAUAAUGGUGAACAAACGGCAAUCACUUUGGAGCUGGGACCGGGGCAAAUUCAGGCGCAGGGGCAGGCAACUACACCCAUUUCACCCAACUCAUUUCAAACGCCGAAAAGACCCACAGUGCCAGCGCCGCCUCCGCCGACAAAUCGCAAGCAAUCUGAUUAGAAGUGAUUAGGGAAGAGUCAUUAGGUGUUAACUCGUUAAGACUUGAACGCGCACAGUAAAAACUAGAUAAAGUAAACAAAAGAUCAGAAAUCUUAAGCGCAUUCUGCAUUUGUAUGUAUUUUUGCCUUGUCAUAAGCGAUCUAAUUUGUAUGUUUAGCCAUAUAUAAUUACAUAUAUAUUUAGAAAUAUAUAUAUAAUAUUGCAUAUACACAUAACACGUACAGUAUAUACAUCGUAUAUAUAUAUAUCUUUAUACAUAUAUAUUUAUAGUUUGUAGUACAUUUCCCCAUAACUGAGAAUACUUUUGAUUUGCCUGUUAGCUCUCAAUUUGUUAAUAAUUGUUUUUUUUUUCGUUUCAAAGGUUGUGAUACAUCAGAGAAAAAUUAGACAAAGUGGAGAAAUUUUGAAAUUUGAUUUGAGUUUCCUUAAUUUAGUUGCCUAUUAAAAACAGAUAUUUUUGUGUUUCAUUGGAAAAAAAAUGUUUCGAAAUUCUUGUAAAAUUUUCUUUUUGGGUGGAAUAAUAUUAAGUACUAUUUUACCUUUUGUAUUCCUUUAUAUGAUUUUGAUAUGUAUUAUAUAAAUUCUUAUCAGUUAUCAAAAUUUCAAUAUGUCCAUUAUAUAUAUAUGCAUACAACA
Messenger RNA from Drosophila willistoni, 3069 nucleotides. It is a transcript of the gene RhoGAP92B, whose product is annotated as rho GTPase-activating protein 92B. Gene Ontology annotation, molecular function: GTPase activator activity; protein binding. Gene Ontology annotation, biological process: regulation of actin cytoskeleton organization; regulation of Rac protein signal transduction; signal transduction. Bases 142 to 2433 code for a protein of 763 amino acids. The transcript is spliced from 5 exons. The record is from RefSeq and is a predicted model, not a curated record. Gene Ontology annotation, cellular component: cytoplasm; intracellular anatomical structure. Lineage: Eukaryota; Metazoa; Arthropoda; Insecta; Diptera; Drosophilidae.